AUGAGUGCACGAUUAAGUUUUCGUGACGUUCGACGUGAAAGAGUGGAGGAGAUCUGGAGAAAGAAUUUCAGAUUCAUGCAUACACGAAACGGACCGUUUUGGUGCACCCAGUGUAGUGGUCCAGUGGAGGAUAACGCCUAUAACGUUAAUGAUGGCGGACUGCCUCUAGGACGUAUUGCUAUUUCGGCCUCUGGAAGACGUGGUGCGGUGGCGGUGCACAGAAUGCCGAUCGCGCCGCGCGGCCCUCCGCCCAUCUCGACACCACCUUACCACCUGCUGCUCCGUCGGAGACCUAGCUUAACCCUCAAGUGUCCUUCAAUAAUAUAA
This is a messenger RNA of Arctia plantaginis, 327 nucleotides long. NCBI's taxonomy places the organism in Eukaryota, Metazoa, Arthropoda, Insecta, Lepidoptera, Erebidae. The record is from the annotation of a GenBank genome assembly.